GAUAAGAACAACUUGCUGAAGACAUUUUGAAUAAAGAGACUCUUCAAAAUAACAUGUGCCAGUCUUGUUCUCAAUUUUAUUUUGCAGCUGUCUGUAGUUUAUCACAUUAUAAAGCUUAUACAAACAGGUCAUAUUGAUGCUUAUAGCAGUCGGGCAAACAUUACUGAAAUAAAUGUUUAAAAGUAAAAAAAUAUUUUAGUACAUAAAACCAUCUUGAAUAUUUGUAUAAUAUUGCUUUGAGGCUUUAGGUGUCUGUUUGAGCUUUAAUACCUAGUGCACUCAGGACAUUUUGGCUUUCUGUUCCAGUUUUACUCGUAGACUUGAAGAAAAAUUGCUCGUUAUAUAUGAAGUGAUGGAUCUGCAACCUGUCCAGUGACCRCUGGUCUGGACAACGCAACCAGCAUAUAAAUGUAUGAGUUUGUGUCAUUAACUAUUUUUCAAAAAUAAUAGUGAUUAUGAAGUCCUACUAAUCCUAAAAAGCUGAAGAGAAAACUUGUCCAGUGGGUUAAAAUUGGGUGUAAAUAGAGUUCAGAUAUCCAUGGAUUGUCCUACUUGAGACACCGUAGAAGGUGUUUAAUGGUAUCAUAGCAACCAUACAAAAGUUAGGAACGCUUGACGGCAAAUUAAGCUAGCCGUAAAAAAGUUUGUCGCUAUUUGAACCUUAAUUUGAAUGCCUCGUGUGUGCAAAUAUUCGUUUUUUUUUWAUUAUAAUUACCGACGGAGUCUGUGCACAAGACGAAUAUCUGUUUUUGUAUCUCCGUUAGCAUUAGCACCCCGGUGAAGAUGGAUAGUGGAUCAUAUCGUAUAAAUGUAGAAAGAACGCUGGCUAUCAUCAAACCUGAUGCGAUUCAUAACCUGAAGGAGAUAGAGGAUGUUCUCCUCAAAUCAGGCUUCAUUAUACUGCAGAAGAGGAGGCUGCAGCUGAGUCCGGAGCAAUGUAGUGAUUUCUAUGCGGACCAGAAUGGAAAACCCAUUUUCCCCUCCUUGAUGGACUUCAUGAGCUCCGGCCCCAUUGUUGCCUUGAUGCUGGCUCGUGACGAUGCUGUCGCACACUGGAAGUCCAUCAUAGGGCCUGCCAGCAUCACAGAAGCCAAAGAAAAUUAUCCAGAGUGUCUAAGAGCAAAAUAUGGAUCAUCUGACCUGCACAAUGCACUCCAUGGCAGCGAGUCACUCCACGCUGCUGUAAGGGAGAUCAGAUUCAUGUUUCCGGAUACAAUAAUAGAAGGAGGAGAAGCGACGGAAGAAUACCUGAGCAAAAACGUCAAUCCAAUUCUGCUACGUGGACUCACUGAGCUCUGCAAGGAAAAGCCUCUCAACCCACGUAUUUGGCUCUCUGACUGGCUGAUGAAAAACAAUCCAUACCAGCCUCAAAUAUGUGACGGCGUCAUGGAUGAAAACUGAGUCGAGAGGACAUAAAGAGGGGACAACAUUCCGUGUUUUUUUUUUUUUUGAUAAAUUGGUUUAUUGCUACAAAUCAAUAAAUUUAAUUUUCAAAUAGGUUUUGAUUCUUAUUAGUAUAGAUCAACCAUCUCAGGCCUUGUAGAACAGCCUGGUAAGACAGCUUCUAUUCUGUUUUAAAUCUACAUUUGGCAAGAUCAUUAACUAGUGUGGAGUAAAUAAUUAGUUACAUUUAUGUUCGGAGGAACAUCCUCAUUGACUGUUCAUUUUGAAAGGGUUGCAAAGUCUUUAUCUAUCUGAAACCAAAUUUAUGUUGGGUAAAAAUAUUUCAUAAAUUACCACUGCCCAAAUUUAGACUAGUAAUUCCACACAGGUUUAAUGACUCCAACAUCUUGAGCUCGUCCUUUUUUCUUCUUUUUUUUUAAAAACAAAUUCGAUAAUACGACACGGCAGCACAAACCCUGUGGUGAAUUGCAAUAUGUUUAGGAUCAAAGCUGUUUGUGCCAAUAUUCAACCCCGACAGCGUGGCUUUUAUUUUAAUCCUUCAAUAACGCCCAAAACUGAACACAUUAGCUGAAAAAGGUUCAUGGAGUUCCUUCCUUCCUGUGUUCUAA
Messenger RNA from Austrofundulus limnaeus, 2012 nucleotides. RefSeq names its product NME/NM23 family member 5 (gene nme5). Gene Ontology annotation, cellular component: cilium. Gene Ontology annotation, biological process: GTP biosynthetic process; cilium movement; negative regulation of oxidative stress-induced intrinsic apoptotic signaling pathway. The record is from RefSeq and is a predicted model, not a curated record. Gene Ontology annotation, molecular function: nucleoside diphosphate kinase activity. NCBI's taxonomy places the organism in Eukaryota, Metazoa, Chordata, Actinopteri, Cyprinodontiformes, Rivulidae. The transcript is spliced from 5 exons. The coding region runs from base 784 to 1401 and encodes 205 amino acids.